Molecule: messenger RNA, 6068 nt
Organism: Menidia menidia (Atlantic silverside)
Lineage: Eukaryota; Metazoa; Chordata; Actinopteri; Atheriniformes; Atherinopsidae
Source: the annotation of a GenBank genome assembly
UGAAAUCGUUUCUGAAAAUGUCCACACGAUUAUCUGUCGCUGUCACAUUUGACAGUCUUCCUGUCUACGUUGGGAGGGAGGUUACCGUAAAGCCAUGUGUAACUUUUGCAAGUACAGACCAAGUGUUUCUGCCAAGUGCCGCACUUGCACUUGCUUCUGAGAGACGUCAGAAGUGUUGCACGAGAAAAUCUCACGAUUAACUGCGAGACUUGGCAUCUCCUAAACAUUUUUGUCCGGGCCAAAAGAGCGACAUCGGAUAGGGGGGGAUCGACGCUCGGAGAUACUCUGGUCAAGAGAGGGGUCCUACACUUGGAUGAACCGGGGGAGGAGAGAGCACAGCAAGGCUGUCAUGUAAGCCGUCUCCUCUGGGGCCACCUCUCGGCGCACACUGCUUCCUGCCUCAGAACUGAAAUGGAGAAGAUCUGCUCAGAGUGCACAGAGCCAACGCUAGCGCAGAGUCUGUGUACGCUGUGCAACAAGUGGUUGUGUUACCGGUGCACAGAUGUGCACCAGCACCAGAGAGCCCAAACUGCAUCUCAGUACGCAGACUCGUACCAGCAGCAACAGAGGCCGAGUGCCACCCAGUGUCCCGACCUGCACCAGAGAGGCUCCAGCAGCCUGCCUCCCACAGGACAAGGCAAGAUAAUUGCACUCGGCUGGUGUCCGGGGUCAUAUCCUUGUUCCCUCCUCAUGUGCCACUCUCACAGACAGGAGCCCUUGGAGCUUUUUUGUGAGUCAUGUGACCUUCUGUGCUGCAGCAGCUGUCACCUGUCCUCCCACAAAAACCACAGGGUGAUGCAGAUCGGGAAGGCCCUGCAGGAUCAGCGGUGGCUGUUUGAGAGUCUGAUGGUGCAAGUGGAAGAGAGGAGGUCUGCAGUGGAGAACAAUGCUAAACAGAUAGAGGACAGACUCCAUGGAGUAAAGAUUGCGCACAGGAAGGCAGAGAACCAGAUUAAAAUGGCAAAGAUGAUUAUGAUGAACGAGCUUAACAAACGAGCCAACCUAUUAAUAGAGCAACUGGAGAAGAUCACAGAGGACUUUCAGCAGCGUCUGGAGGACCAGCUGCAAGGUGCAAUAGAGAUGUGCGGCCACCUGGACCACAUUCAGAAGUUCAUCACCUGGGCCACGACCCACCACUGCAGAGGCCCGGUGCUCUUCAGCAGGGCUCUGAUUUCACUCCAGAUGCAGCAGCUGCUGGAAUCGUCUCUCCACUCAGAUUCGUGGAGUCCUGUUAAGAUCAAAUUCAAUUGGGAUGCAAGCUACUGGACAAAGCACAUUUCCUCUUUAGGUCAGCUGACUGUUGAAGGGGGAAACUGCUCUUAUCCGUCAGGCUUGGCCUGUUCCAGUAUUAUGAGGCCCCAUCCGGUCACCUGCUUUGCUCUGCCGACCAUGUUUCACAGAGGGAGAGAGCCAGGGUGCGGGUACCAGCAGGCCUGCUGUGAGCCCCAGAUGUGUUGCCUACAUGGCAUUUCCCCUCAGUCAGAUCUGGCCAGUCUGGAUAAAAGCCAGGUGGACACCACUCUUUACAACUCUAGCUGUAGUCAGUCUGGUCUUAUUUCUGCCUCCCUACACCAGAGUCAGCCACUCCAGAGAUGUUGGGAUGCAGAAACUUCCUCACAGUGUCCUGCUCCCACUUCUCCUGUCCCGGUUGUAGGACCCACCCAGUUUAACUGCGGCCGUGGCUCUGUAGCACAGGCCGCUGACUCCCUUCCUCAUUCUCAGUCUGCAUCCUACCUCUCAUGUCACCAACAUCAGAGAGAAGCUCCCCCAGACAGCCAGACUCAGCUAAGUGCAGAGCGCGGCGGGCCCGGCCCCUGUACGCCUAAGUGUUCGACAAGCACAGCUCAGCAGCAGGAAAGCAGCCAGAAAGUAAUGACCAGGGACGCGAUGACUGAGGAGGGCUGGGAGGACAGAUGUAGGGCGGAGGAGACCCGUGGACAAACGGCAUCAGUUCAAAGCAGAGAGCUGCUGGAUGAGGAGUUACGGGCAGACAGGGGGGAGCGGGGUCCCGGCCAGCUGCAGAAGCGGGUUCAAGCUGCUUUAGCUGCAGAGCAGCAGAGGACUCGUCCUGCUCUGACGCUCAGAGACCACAAAGAAAGCAAGAGAUCCACAUCCCUGGAGGUAUCUGUGACAGCCCACGAGUGCGUCUCAGAUGUGCAGAGCAGCAGACUCAGCCCCAGUUCAGUUUCCACAAGGAGGGAGAGGCGCUCCCGGAGCAUCCCAACAGAGCUGGCAGCGCCAUCCACCAGCUCCUACUCUGAAAGGUCUCCGGGAUCCACAAACAGCCGAGAGGCUGAAGCUAGACAGAAGUAUGACAGAGUGGAUUCCAGACAGAGGAGAGCUUCUGAUGGAGUUCUUUGCGUUGUCAAGGAAACCCUAUCUGCUAUGACCCCAUCCAGAGGAAACCUGCCUCCCACAAUGUCAUAUAAGAUGGAACCAGAUCAUCCUUUUACUUUUGUAAGCGAAGAUGUUGAUUAUGGACCCGCCGAGAAAAGCAGAGUGCCAAGGAGCAGCUAUAAGAGUAACGGAGAUGUCCUGAAGGGCUCAGGCAAGUCCAGGGUUCCAGUGGUUUGCUUAGAGCGCCUUAAAAUACUCGUGGCACAACUACCACCACAUGGACGUAGACAGAGCGACCCUUUGCCUGCCAGUGAGAUGGAUGAGAGCGACAGUAACCCCCAGCAGAGCACCUGGCACAAUGGGAAACCAGGAGUGUCUAAUCACAGGGGGGCUUCCCGCUCAUUGACAGCGCCACCAUACGCAGAGAGACGCAUCUGUAGUCAGUCUAGCACCCGUUCACCCAACAGUGACGUGGACAGCCACAACAGCAGAGCUCGACUCAGUUCUCCCAAAGCCUCCGCACUGCGUUCCACCGACUUGCAGUAUGUGCCACAGAGUUACUCGGAACUCGAUCUGGACUCAGACUCAGAUCCCAGAUCGGUCUCCGAGGAAAAUGCUGCCAUUCCAGUCAAUCCAGACCCGCGGAUAGACUCCGAUACGUCUCCGGACUCUGAUCCAAAUGCGCAAUCUUCAUCCGAGGCUGAGCUUGAAAGUAUGACUGCGGGGAAAUCGGCCGCCGCGGGGAAAAUGAGGCUGUGCGGGGAUUCAGAGCCGAGUUUGGAGUACGAGGCGGACCCAGAGUCAGAUGCAGGAGCGGGAUCUGACGAUGGUCCAGGGAUGAACGUUUAUUCAGAAUCCGGCGAUGCUCAGACAGAGUCUGACACCCAGCCUGAAUACGAUCCCAAUUUCCAGGCCGACACAGAUUCAGAGGCUGGGUCCGAACGGCCUCCAGACUCCCAGGGCUCUGUGGACUCGGAGCUCGAUGUAGAAUCCGAUCCCGAACUGACAACUGACGAUCCACAGCCACUUCGCUCUGACCUUGAAGAGGAGCCCCACGUCGGUCUCAGUCAGAGACCUCUACUGAUUGCAAACCCCGUCGUUCAGAGAGGCACAGAGGAGGUCCAUUCUGAGAAGGACGGUGCUGAGAUGGAGAGUGAGGACUUCUGUGCGGUGUGUCUGAUUGGAGGGGAGCUGCUGUGCUGUGACCGCUGUCCAAAAGUCUACCAUUUGUCCUGCCAUAUCCCCCCUCUGCUGAGCUUCCCCUCAGGAGACUGGGUGUGCAGCCUGUGCACAGACGCUGUACAGCCAGAGGUUGAAUACCACUGCGAGAAUGAGAGAAGGCCUGGAGUACUCGCCGUGCACGGACUGCCUGCAAGCGAUCAGAGAAAAUGUGAGCGGCUCACUCUCCUGAUCCUCAGCAACAUCUUGAGUGCUCCCUUCCAUGAGCCCGUCAGUCCACUUGCACGUCAUUACUACCAAAUCAUCAAGAGGCCCAUGGAUCUGUCUGUGAUCAGAGCCAGGCUCAGUAAGAGGAAUCCCAGAUAUUACAGCUCAGCGGACCAGUUUGUCGCUGACGUCUAUCUCAUGUUCCACAACUGUGCAAAGUUCAAUUAUCCCGACUCUGAGGUGGCUCAAGCAGGCCGCAGUCUUGAGACGUUCUUCACCUCCAAGCUGAAAGAAGUCUUCCCCGACAGAGUUUUCACGUUCUCUGAGGUCGAUUCCGACAGCGAUGAGUACGAUGAAGUUUACAAGACGGCUGAGGGCGGUUUCCCCUGGCCAGAGAGGAGGGAGCAGUCUCACAGGAAGAGGAAGAGGAGGCAGUCCCUCAAAUCCAGGCGACAUCACUUCUAACAAGCGUGUUUGUUACUACUCGUUUUUUCAACAUCCAACAAGAUUGUUGUUUUUUUUUUUAUCCGUAAUGUCGAAGUGGCCCCAUGUUGUGGUUCACAGUACAAACGACUGAGCUGUCUUCUGAUGGCAUCUGAACAUAUCUAAAACAAAUGUAAGAGUGGUUAUCAUUAUUCCUACAGGCAGUUCAAUUCGCAGCACAAUUGGAAAUAAACCUCUCUGUAUCUCAAACAAAUUUUGAUUAGUUGUUCCUGCAUCCUAGUUGAAGUAGGCAAGUCGUGCUAUAACUGUAGCUUUGUAUGCUUUUGCACUAUUGGUUUGCGCCAAAAGUUCUUUGUUGCUUACCCUUCUAUAUAUUUACAUAUAGAAAAAUAGAAUUCAAAAAUAUAAAACACACUUUAUGUCAGGUGGUGUAUUGUAGAGGAAUGAUGUAAUGAAAUGUGUUUGCAUCUCUAAUAAGUGGACUGUCUUUUUUGAGGGGAACAUAGCUGGAAUUCCACACUAAAACCUUUAUGCUGUAAUUUGUCAUACUUAUUAAUGUUUGACACAUUAUAAAUGUGUCCCUGUUUAGAACAGGAUUUUGCAUUAAGUGUAAGUUAAUGAAAGACUGCUUUCAAUUAUAUUAGAUUUUAUUCUUGAUAUAUUUUGGGCCUUUGUAGUCUUCUACCCUCCAGCAGAAGUCAUGUCCACUUUUAUGCUUUUGACCUAAGUAAAGCCAAAGUGAGCCAUUGAGUCACAUGGCAAAUGUCUCAUGAGAAAAUGUGGUCCUUUUUCAACAAAUUUAAGAAAAUUUGCUUUUUUACAAAACUAUAAAUAAGUCUCUGUGUACAUUAUGUACUGUGUCAGUGUCUACUGUAUCUAAACAAAUCUUGUACUCUUUUAUGAUCUGAGUUUCUCAGGCUUGACAGAAGCGUGAGUUAUUGAUAGUAUUCAGUAUUGAUUGUUGUAAAUGAUCAAAAUCUCCUCACUAUUCAUGGAACCAUACUGUUAGAAGCUUUUCAUAGCAACACUGUAGAGAAAUUGCCAGUUAAAAAUGUGAUUUCCGUGCUCCCGGCAUAUUAAAGUAGACUUUGCUUGGUUUGUAAUCACUGCAUAAAUGGGUAGUGAGUGUACAUGUGAUACUAAUUUUUCAGUAACAAUAAGUGUAGCAACAUUUCCUUUUGUGUCAGGGAAAACUGAUAGAGCAUAACUACUGUCACCAUUAAUUGAGUUUGAUUUUUUUCUUUGAAAACACACAUGCACAUACAAUAUAUAUUCAACCAACCAUUUAUAUCUUACUUAUGUGGGGGGGGGGGGGGGGAUGGGCACACUUUCACACACUUUUAGAAUCAUCAAUCAAUCUAACAUGCAUGUUUUUAAAAUGUGGGAGAAAGAACCCACACAUACAUGGGGUGAACAUACAAACUCUACCAUUAUGUUAAUAAAAUACAUGCAACAUACAAGUUUUGCAUGUCCUCCUCUUUUGUUAUUCACCCUUCAUGAAAUGGACAAAUUAUAGAUAUAGAAUUACUGAAACCAGCACCUUAAGUAAAAUGUUUGGGAAACCAUCAAUAAAACUUGUUCAUUGUUUUGGUUGAAGUAUCUUCGACUUGCAUUUUUUUUUGUAUGUGGCUCUUAAAUCCAUUUAGGGUGUUUAGCAUUUGACCUAACUGUGCUUCCUCUCUGAAUUACUGUGGUCAUAAAGCAUGCUUGUUUUGGUUGACAGGGUGGUCCGGGUGUGAAGAAGCCAUUUGUGCAUGUUUUAUGAAACUCCUUUUUGUGAAGAUUGGCAAGCUCGCCUUCCUCUGUAAAGCAGACUGAAUCACACACAUAGCUGUUCGGUGCAGAAGUAAUGUCAAACUUUAAGCCCACAUUAAUCUUCAUAAUAUCUUAGAUAUGCCCCG